UCCCCCAAUCCGACACUUAAUUGAGCUACCGGGACACCUCACGUGCAGGACUGAUUUGUAGUUUGAACACGUGGCUCAUUGAAAAAGCCAGAAGAAUUUAGUUUUUUUUUUCUUUCUUUCUUUCUUUCCGUUCUCUCGAUGUUAUUAAGAGGCGGCGCCUACACAGACGAGUGUGACAAUUUAGUAGCAUCGCCAAAGAAUAAAGAAACUUUCUCUAUUUUCUUCCCGGCCCUUGCUUCGCAGAGGUGACGGAAUAAAUAAUUCAGCACCUUUAAAUCAAGAGCAAAGGCGAGUGCGCGCAACCACGGCGGCGAUCUCGUCCAUCAAAUAUCUCAGUAGCUUGGAGUGAUUGGGAGAACACUCCCAGACCCUCCGCUGAGCGACAGUGCGGUUCUCUCUCUCCAAAACACUGCCCAUCCGAGCGACGCGAUAAAGGGCUGCCCCUCUGCAACACGGUCGCCCUUUUCCGUAUACAACAAAAUGAAUAAGCUCUACAUCGGGAACGUCAGCGAGCAGGCGAGCGCGCCGGACUUGGAAAGUAUCUUCGAGCAGUGGAAGAUACCUUUCAGUGCACCCUUUCUCGUAAAAAGUGGCUACGCGUUUGUGGAUUGCCCCGACGAAAAGGUAGCGAUGAGGGCCAUUGACACUCUUUCAGGCAAAGUAGAACUCCACGGAAAAGUAUUGGAAGUGGAGCACUCUGUCCCUAAACGACAAAGGAGCUGCAAGCUGCAGAUCAGGAAUAUCCCUCCUCACAUGCAGUGGGAAGUUUUAGACGGGAUGUUAGCACAGUACGGCACAGUGGAGAGCUGUGAACAAGUCAACACUGAUACGGAGACCGCUGUUGUUAACGUGCGAUAUGCCGCUAAGGACCAAGCCAGAGAAGCAUUGGAUAAAUUAAAUGGCUUCCUUAUGGAGAACUACGCACUAAAGGUUUCCUAUAUCCCAGACGAAACGGCUGCAGAAGAUGCCCCUGCCAUGGGUGGCAGGAGAGGUUUCAACUCACGUGGACCGCCUCGCCAAGGCUCUCCCAAUCUGGGCGCAAGACCUAAACUACAGUCAGACGUGCCUCUACGCAUGUUGGUGCCCACACAGUUUGUAGGAGCUAUUAUUGGCAAAGAAGGUGCUACCAUCCGCAACAUAACCAAGCAGACUCAUUCAAAGAUUGAUAUCCAUCGUAAGGAAAAUGCAGGGGCAGCGGAGAAGCCCAUCACUGUUCACUCCACACCAGAGGGCUGCAGUUCUGCCUGUCGAAACAUCAUGGAGAUCAUGCAGAAAGAGGCAAUCGACACCAAGAUCACUGAAGAAAUCCCUCUGAAGAUUCUGGCUCAUAAUAACUUCGUUGGCCGCCUGAUUGGAAAAGAGGGCCGCAACUUGAAGAAAAUCGAACAAGAUACGGACACAAAGAUCACAAUUUCACCUCUGCAGGAUCUGACAUUGUAUAACCCAGAGCGCACCAUCACCGUAAAGGGCACAUUAGAGGCUUGUGCAAAAGCCGAAGAAGAAAUCAUGAAGAAAAUCCGUGAGUCCUACGAGAACGAUGUAGCUGCUAUGCAUCUACAGUCUAACCUGAUUCCAGGGCUCAAUCUGAACGCAUUGGGUAUUUUUCCCGGUGCAGCGAGUGGAGGGAUGUCACCCUCUGUGGUAUCAGGACCUCCAGCUGGGGCUCAAUCAUUUGGGUGCAGCGUGUUUGGGGGUGAGGUGCCAUUUUGGGCCUCUACACUCUCCUCCAGCAGCAGCACAGCCUUUUCUCCACAGGUGGAGUCAGAAACCGUGCACCUCUUCAUUCCUGCUCUGGCAGUUGGUGCUAUUAUCGGCAAGCAGGGCCAGCACAUUAAACAGCUCAGCCGCUUUGCUGGUGCAUCUAUCAAAAUUGCACCUGCUGAUGAAUUGGACACCAAGCAAAGAAUGGUCAUUAUUACUGGACCGCCAGAGGCACAGUUCAAGGCUCAGGGACGUAUCUUCGGGAAGUUAAAAGAGGAAAACUUCUUUGGUCCGAAGGAGGAGGUUAAAUUAGAGGCUCACAUAAAAGUGCCAUCAUUCGCCGCUGGCAGAGUCAUUGGCAAAGGAGGCAAAACGGUGAAUGAACUACAGAACUUGACCAGUGCAGAGGUGGUUGUCCCCCGGGACCAGACGCCUGAUGAAAAUGAUGAAGUAGUAGUAAAAAUCACAGGCCACUUCUAUGCAAGCCAGCUGGCCCAGAGGAAGAUCCAGGAGAUUAUCUCUCAGGUGAGGCGGCAGCAGCAGCCCAAGGCCCCGGCCGCAGGUCCACCAGUCGCCAGGAGGAAAUAGAGCCACUGCGUCUUCUCGGAGACUGAAAGGACACGGGAUGCGUCCAUCUCAGGGGUCAGGGAAUGUCCUUACAACCCCACCCGCUUUUACACCCAUUCCUUCCGAAAGUUUCAGUGAGAUUAUACACACCUGCACCCCCACCCCCCCACCACAGUCCCCCACCCUUCAAUCAAAACAUAAAAAAAAUCUGCCACCCAGUCCUUGCCUUAAUACGGUAACUGCACAGACCUUAAUUGACAGACGUUAAACUUUGUUUUUGUUAUGAGUUUACUGGGAAAUGCAACAUCUGAGUGUAAAAGGCAUUUCAAGCCUGUGGGGUAAGGAAUGGGUGACACAGGGUGGGGUUUAAGGUCUUUGGCUUGAGAUGGAAAGAGGAUUGUUGAUGGAAGUACGCUGUCCCGGGAUCCAUAGUGGCAUUUUAUAAAUUCUGAUGCAUUUUAUAGAUUAAUAGAUAUAUAUACAUAUAUAAAAUUAUAAAAGAAGGUGGAGCAACACUGCCACUUAUGACUGAGGGAAGUGUUGAUUGGUGUUGGCCAAGUUAAUAUGCAUUUUACUGAUCUACCUCAGGCUAGAGUACCUCAGAGAGAAAAAAAAGAAAGAAAAUGAUAUAUGAAAAAAUGUUCCGUUCUUUUUUUUUUAUUUUGCUUUGUGGUAUUUUGUAUACUUUAUAAAGCUAAUAGUUCUUGAACAUUUUUAUUUUUUUAAGAAAAUGUAAAAUUCAGUCUGUAGUUAACGGAUGAAUCUCGAACUCCGCCUUGCUCUGUUUGCCGCGUGCGCGAUGAAUAACUGUAUAUACGUUUGCGUGCGUGGCUUGGUUAAUAGAGUGGAGUUUGAGCUUCUGUGUUAGCUACAGAUAGGAGAAAGAAAAGAAAAGCGCCUCAGUGUCGCUGAGGAGCCACCACCCUCUGAACACCGUCAAGGUAAUGAGAAAUAACGCCAACCGUACAUACCGCAGCAAUGCCUUGCUAAAAUGCGAAUAACUAUCGGCGGUGGCAGACGUUUCACCCGCAUUUCAUUGCACUUCAGUUAGGGUUGGAUGCAAGCAAUAGAGGUCAGGGAUAAACAAGGUCCUGCUGUAACCUCUUUGACACCCCCUCAUCCUCAGUGCGACUAGUUGUCUAUCAAAUUAAAAUAACGACCAGCCCAAUUGAGGUUGUUUUUUCUUUUCCCGUGCUCAUCGUUUUUGCUCCCUUUCCUUUUCCAAAUAAUCAGCUCCGUUUGGUCUUGGGACGGGCGUUUUUUUGGUUUUGUUUUUGCAUCAAACUGGGCUUUACAUGCCGAUGAUUUUCAGUGUUUAACGUCAGUCAGGGGUUCGGGGAGUUACACUGUUCUCAUGCUUUUGCGUUGAUAGCUAGGUUACAAUAGUCGAGGGCACGCGUCUAGGCUAACGAGCAAUAACGUAGAGAUGGACGCGCGAAUGGUUUCAUUUAUAGCUUUCGUUUAUCAUUCAAAGUGAAAAAAGCAAAAAAUAUAUAUGAACUUUAGCAAAGAAACAACGUUUAGUAAAGAAACUGAGAAACCAAUAUUCCUUUUGUUUUCAUGCAGAAUGUAAAUAUGAUUUGAUUGUGGUAAGAGUGCAUCCAUGCUUCCACACUAGUAAGACCAUUGUCUACCUCAGCUGAGGAAAGGGUGGGCUCCGUCUCACCUGAGACCUCCAGCGCGCGCAGCGAUACCUCAAGUCCCUCGCGAACAAUUCCGCACUGGGUACGCGCGUGGCGCCGAGCGCUGACCAGAGGGGCACAAGUGAUCAUUUUGUUUUUCUUUCCACCCUUCUCUUACACAGUUUUUGAUCUACCUCUUAUUAGAAAAUUAUUUAAAUUAGAGGCAUAUUGCUAUGUGUUAGAAUCUAUAAGGUCAUGUUCCAUCUGCCCCUUUCCUCACAGAAAAAAAAAUAUCAUUAAAAAAAAAAAUCAUGUAUGGUUAGACUUUAAAGAUGAGUGAGAAUUAUUUCGUUUUUUGCCAGCAAUUUAUUCUCUGCUAACUGAUUUGAAACCUCACCUGCUUUUUCUUUCUGCUUCUUGGUUUGGUGAUGUGGCUUCCUUGUAUUGGGCUUUAUUUCUUGCAUAAGUAUUGUAUUAAAAGUCAAAGUGUUUAUUUGGGAUCUGAUUAAUGAUGGCUAUAGAAAAGGUUGUUUUCAAGGGCCUGCUUCAUUUCUUGCUUAUGAAAUAUGAACAAUGAAGUCUUUAUUAUGUUACUUUUUUCAUGUCUUAUGGAUGCUAUAGUGUUUUUUUUUCUUCUGAUUUUUUUUUUUUUUUUUUUUUUGUUUGUUUUUUGACUGGGAUCUGAUCCAAUUUCAUUUCAUGGCUGUGUUGUGUGGUGAGUCAUGUUUCAGUGGGAAUGUGAUGUGGAAAUCCAGGAGCUGGAAUAGUUCCGGGUUCAAAAGUGGUCUGAUUUCAGCAUGAUAAGCAACAUCCCCUCCGACCGUGCUUGUGCGCCCUCACACACCUCCACUUGUCAAAUUCCUCUGAUACAAAGAAAAUAAAAGUCAAGUUGGCUCCUA
Molecule: messenger RNA, 4789 nt
Organism: Cyprinus carpio (common carp)
Lineage: Eukaryota; Metazoa; Chordata; Actinopteri; Cypriniformes; Cyprinidae
Product: insulin-like growth factor 2 mRNA-binding protein 3
Biological process (GO): regulation of gene expression; nervous system development
Cellular component (GO): nucleus; cytoplasm; cytosol
Molecular function (GO): mRNA 3'-UTR binding
Source: RefSeq, a predicted model, not a curated record